UUAUCCAGACCACACUUCAAAGCGGUUGCAAUUCAGUUCCCAUUUGGACCUUGUUUUUUUGUGAAGAAACGCCAAUAAAAGUGAAUAUAUAUCCACUGAAAAUAACAAACACCAGAGAAAGGUCGUUGGCGAGCGGAAGGAGGGAGUCGAGGGGAGGGUGAAUCCUCUCGACUUCGCUCGCUACUCUUUGCGCUCUCUCACCUGUAGCUAGGAAACUAGCCCUCCUCUGCCGCCGGGCUAACACUCGCCAUUGGCGGACGCGUGAUGGGGGAAGUGCCGCUUCUCUGGAAGAAGUCGCCCGCUCCUGCCAUAAACACGGUUGGGAAGCGACCAAGAUAAUAUUUUUCAAUCCAAUCAUGGACUUCGCCGAGGAGUCGUCGCUCGCUUUGGCGUUCGAGAAGGACCCCUUCGAGCUGACGGUGGAGGACGUGUACGACAUCUCGUACGUCGUCGGACGAGACUUGUUGCGGAUCAGCCGAACGGGCGAAGAGGUGUCCGACCUCCAAUUUCGCAUCGUCCGCGUGCUGGAGAUGUUCGAGACGAUGGUCAACAAGUACAACUUGUCCCUGGAGGAGCUGAAAAUGGAGCGGGACAACCUGAAGAGCCAACUGGACCGCGUCGUCACGGAAAGCUCCACCGGCGGCCAGGGCACGCAAGCGGCCGGACCCAACCAGAUGGUGGUGGACCUGAGCGACCCCGACAGGCCUCGUUUCACCAUGCAGGAGCUGAAGGAGGUCCUGCAGGAGAGAAACCAGCUGAAGGCCCAGCUCAUGGUGGCCCAGGAGGAGCUGCAGCUUUAUAAGAGCGGGAUUCUGCCACAGGGCCGAGCGGCCAUGGUCGAAGUGGACCUGGACGAGCCGGCACAAAACGGGGCAGCUGCCGUCAACGAUGCAAAAGAGGAAAAGACCACCAUUGGAAAAUUGUUUUCAUUUAGGCGGAAAUAAGACGGGAAGGUGAAAAAGAAGACCCUGACAAGACAGGAUUGGUUAGCAGGUUACUCGGACCUUUUUUAUAUUUUUGUAUUCAAGAUGUAUUUGUAAAUUUAACACGCUGCCUUAAUUUUAUAUGUAUUGUAUAACAAAGAUUUAUAAUAGCUGUUCUUGUGAAACACUUUAUUAGGUACACCUAUGUCAUAUACAAGGGCUGUUACAUGGAAAAAAUACAAAACAAAAACAAUUUUCAAAAAUGUCUGUUGGGUUAAUUGACCUCUAAAGUGUAUUUGAUGUUUACUUAGUCACAGAUGUUAGGUUUAUUGAAGACUAAAGUGUCUUUGAUGUAAAUAAACCAAGCAUGUUAACUGUAAUGUUAGAAGACUUAAAAUGAGUUAAAACUGUUUACAAAAUUAACCGAUAAAGCUGUUCAGAAAAUGGAAGGAACUUAUAUUAGGUUCAUAAGAGGCUAUAGUGUGUUUGAUGUUUACGAAAACGUACGUGGGUAAUGACGACUAUUUGUCUUUGAUAACGAAACGGUCUUUGAUGUUUCGGGAACUGCACAGGUUCGUUCUAAGACUAAAUUUGUCUUUAUUUACAAAAAUGCAUACAUAAAGUGUCUAUGGGCACCAAAUUGGAAUGUUAAAAAACAAAUUAAAAAGAUUGAAGUCUAAAUUGUAAAAAAAUAAAUUAAAAAAAAUCUUUUUUUUUUUACAAACACGUGCCUGUUAGGUUUAUGAAAGGAUUUUUUUUAAACACAAACAUACUGGUAGAUUAGGUUAAUGGCAGACAAACUAUUUGAUGUAUAAAAAGAUGUGUACAUUAGAUUCAUAUCAGUUAUAUGUAAACAGCAGACAAUUUAGUCUUCAAUAACUAGCAAGUGUCUUUAUCAACACCAAAGACCAAAUUUUCUUUGUUUACGAAAACACGGGCACAUCCUGCUGAGAGCUGUUAUUGUAUUUUGACCCUCACGUGCAGCUCAAUAAUCGAAUCACACUGCCUGAGUCUUGUGAUGCAAUUUCAUGGUGUACCUAAUGACGCAUCCAGUGAUUUUUUUACUUUGUUUGAAGAUGAUGUAAACUGGAUAGUAUGAUGUUAUUAGCACUUUCUAACUACAUUUCUUCCAAACAUUUUAUUGUUCUGGAAUGUUUAUCCUGAUGGUGGAAAAUUGGAUUCAUCCCACAAAGCUGCAAAGUAAACAUUCAUCUUUUCAUGACACUUUGACCCAUUUGUUCCUCAAAUGGUUUUUCCACACCCAGCUCAGCUCAUACUGUCUUUUAUUGGGCACGGUACAGCACAGCUAAUAAUUUACAUGAUGGCAAAUGUCACAACAGUAGACAAUGUGUAACAUUUGAAUGAAGAAAAAAAUAUUCUACAGCAGAAAAAUGUAUAAAAAGCAUGAUUAAAAUUCCAUAUUAGUUGAAAAGUUUUUUUGUCCGUCAUUUAUAAAAAAAAAAAAAAAAAAAAAAAAAAAAAAAAAAAAGUCAUUCAUUGUGCAUUUUUAGCACCAGUUAGUUUCCCAGGACUGUGGUGUUUUUUUGUCCUUUUUUUUUGGUUUUGUUUUUUUAGUGCUUGAGCCAGGGAUGAGCCAAGAUGGCCUCCUUGCUGCGGUCACCAUAGUCAUACAGCAGCUCCUCGGCCGCUUCGAUGUCCCUGGACGCCACCAGGAUGAGGUGAGGCGAGCCGUCAAUGGCGUGUAGCUUGGUCUGGCAGUUGCCCGCCUUGCUGUGGUUGAUCAGCCGGCCCAGGCGACCAGUCUCCCGCGUGGCGUCCACACUGCAGGCGGGAAAAAAUAAAAACAAAGUAAAAGCGGAUUACACUGGUGACGAGGGACUGUCCUAAAUUGUUCAGACAAUCACAAGUCCCGAGCUCGCUCUAUGAAUGUAUUUUUUUUGCACCCAAUCUUGACAAUUAGUCCUUUCAGAAAUAACAGCAUGGAACGAAAAUUAAAAAAUUACCGGAAUAAGUCAAAUAAGGAUUGUUCAAAGCAGUCUGAUUAUGAAAAUAUGUACAGUGAAAAGACCGACGUUAGGUUCAUUGAUGACCCAAAUUUAUCUAAGUUUAGAAAAACUUAAGUUAAUUGAUGACUAAAUUUAAUCACAUUCGUCAAAAACAUUUAUGCUGAUUUUGAAUGAACCACUAAAGACAAAAGUGUCAGUUUCAGGGAAAAAAAGACCUACAUUAGACAUUGGAUCCUUAACGACGUUUUGUUCAAAACUCAGUUAUUUUUUAACCACUGGUUAAGUAGACUUAACCGACCGUUAACUUUAACGGCACCGUUAUAUUGUUGUCCAAAACUCUUAACUUUAACCAGCUAUUAACUUGACGUUAAAGUUUACACACCUCAGGCCCGCCGCUAACAUUUUAACUGUGUGGUGAACUCUCGAGAUGGCGUUCGCGGCUAACGAUUCGCUUCAAACUUGGUAUCAUCUCAAGACAUGGGACAUCAAAAGUUGGGAAAAUAAAAUAUUUCAUAGAUUUAUUCAAUAAAUAAGACAUGACUGAUCUAUUUGGACAUUUGAAUGAUCUUACAUAAUGAAGUCAAAAACAAAUAUUGGAAACGAUAAACAUUGCACCUGUAAAAUGUCUAUAUUUUCCCUGUCCACGGUAACUUGAAUAACAGUCUAAAAUUUGAUUCAAUUAAAUAUAAUAAUAUAAGUUCAAAUAGAUAUAACAAGCCAAAAGAAUUAGCUCAUGGAUUUAUUAAGAAUAGUUGAUUAUGUCCCACAAUGAAGUGAGUUUUCCAGUAAGAGAUAUUGACAGAAUCAUAUUACAUCCGUGUGCCGCACCCGCAAAAUAUCUGCUGUAGUUUCUGCUCACAACCGUUUUUUCGCGAAACCGCAAGUCAUCAAAAUGAUGAAUUGUGGGAUAUAUUGGCGCUGACCAGUGACGUCAACCACACGGUUAACUUUGACGGUGCCGUUAACUAACAGUGCGACUGACCACGUUUUGAACAACGGAUAUUUAAUGGUCGGUUAGCUAAUGGCGGAGUAAGGAUUUAACCGGUGGUCGGGGGUUAAACAGUUUUGAAUAAUCGGGCCUAAAUUG
Phycodurus eques (leafy seadragon) is the source of this 3977-nucleotide messenger RNA. It is a transcript of the gene rilpl2, whose product is annotated as Rab interacting lysosomal protein-like 2. The transcript is spliced from 4 exons. The coding region runs from base 357 to 944 and encodes 195 amino acids. Gene Ontology annotation, molecular function: protein dimerization activity. Gene Ontology annotation, biological process: cilium assembly. The record is from RefSeq and is a predicted model, not a curated record. Lineage: Eukaryota; Metazoa; Chordata; Actinopteri; Syngnathiformes; Syngnathidae. Gene Ontology annotation, cellular component: cytoplasm; ciliary basal body.